CCUGUAGAUGGCUGCAUGAGACCUUGUGCUGUUGAAAACGAAGAAGAAGUCGUAGAAGAAGAAGUAGAAGCGGCAGGACAACGGCUGCGCUACAAUCGAGGUGUCAUCAACACGCUUUUGCAGCGUGAGCCUCUGGAGGUGAGCGGUGGGCUUGGUCACAUCAGGAUGGUUCUGAGGGAGCUUCCAGUGGAGCACGCGGCGCGGCCCCUGGGCAGGAACGAGGUGCUGGGGCUCCUCUUCCGCCUGACCAUCUUUGGCGCUGUCACCUACUUCACCAUCAAGUGGAUGGUCGAUGCCAUUGACCCCACGCGCAAGCAGAAGGUGGAAGCGCAGAAACAGGCAGAGAAGCUGAUGCGGCAGAUCGGCGUCAAAGACGUCAAGCUGUCCGAGUACGAGAUGAGCAUCGCCGCCCACCUGGUGGACCCCCUCACCAUGCAGAUGUCCUGGCGUGACAUCGGCGGUCUUGACGAGGUCAUCGCCGAGAUCCAGGAGACCGUCAUCAUGCCCGUUCAAAAGCGACAUCUCUUCCAAAGCUCCAGAUUGCUGCAGCCCCCCAAAGGUGUGCUGCUGUACGGGCCGCCGGGUUGCGGGAAGACGCUGAUCGCCAAAGCGACGGCCAAGCAGGCGGGCUUUCGCUUCAUCAACCUGCAGCCCAGCACGCUGACGGACAAGUGGUACGGCGAAUCGCAGAAGCUCGCCGCCGCCGUUUUCUCCUUGGCCGUCAAACUGCAGCCCGCUCUCAUCUUCAUCGACGAGAUAGACUCAUUCCUGAGGAAUCGCUCGAGCUCAGACCACGAGGCCACGGCCAUGAUGAAGGCGCAGUUCAUGAGUCUGUGGGACGGCCUGGACACGGACCACCGCUGUCAGGUGAUCAUCAUGGGCGCCACCAACCGACCGCAAGAUCUGGACUCGGCUAUCUUGAGGAGGAUGCCAACCAGAUUCCACAUCAACCAGCCGAGUUUGCAUCAGCGAGAGCAAAUCCUCAAACUCAUCCUGGAAAACGAGAGCGUGGACGAGUCGGUGGAGCUUUUGGAGAUCGCCAAGCAAACGGAAGGAUUUUCCGGCAGCGACCUUCGGGAGAUGUGCCGCGAUGGCGCCCUGCUGUGCGUUCGAGACUUUGUGCACACUGGCGGCGACGGCCCAUCAGAGGAUUGCAUCCGUCCGAUUCACGCCUCCGAUCUUCAGAGGGCCAUCGCCAAGAUGAAGAAAUCCAAGAUGGCGGGUGGUCACGGCGCCCUCCUGCACGCUGCUCUGGACUGAAUGGGUCCUCCCAAACACACAAGCCCGCUGCGUCACCGCUCGCAUUUCCACCCAGUCAAUUGUUCACGUGCCAACAUUUUUGAACGCCAAGCACGUUCAUGAUGAGUUCAACAAACGACCUUCAAGUCUUUUCUCUUCUUCAUGGAACUUUUACUUUGAAAAGUCCUUUUUCAACAAUGCCUAAACUGUCAAACAGUGAAUUGAUCUUUCCUAUUUAUGGCAUUGCUGUGAUUGGUGUCCUUUCUGAUGGGAAGUUUGUCAACUAACUUAAGAUAUUCCUGUUAUUUAACUCUUCGGUUGAAAGGAGCAACCCGCUCCCUGCUUUGUUUGAAAUGCUUGACUUGUACAUUUUAAAACAAGCAGAAAUAUGAUUAUUAGUAAAAGCAACAUUGCGCCAACUGUCAGUCAAAUAUGUGAAGAUUCCAGAGUAACAAAUGUUUGCAUCUACUGAGGCCGUACCCCAAUGCCCAAGAACGGCAAGGGUGUGGUGUCGGACACAUGGGGUCGCUCCACACUACCCAAAUGAGGCGGCCAAUUGCACAGACCAGGAACCAGAAUUGGAACCAAAAUUAUGUUUUCUACAUGAAUGUGUUCACGGACUUAACUGAUGAGGACUUGUGGACAAAAUGGUUUUGGAGCAGAAGAAACCCCUUUCACAAAAUCUUUCCCCAAUAAAUUCUGUCAAUCUUGAGUCA
Molecule: messenger RNA, 1955 nt
Organism: Hippocampus comes (tiger tail seahorse)
Lineage: Eukaryota; Metazoa; Chordata; Actinopteri; Syngnathiformes; Syngnathidae
Gene: atad1b
Product: ATPase family AAA domain containing 1b
Exons: 10
Coding region: 16-1260 (414 amino acids)
Biological process (GO): extraction of mislocalized protein from mitochondrial outer membrane
Cellular component (GO): mitochondrial outer membrane
Molecular function (GO): ATP binding; ATP hydrolysis activity
Source: RefSeq, a predicted model, not a curated record